AUGGCAUCAAUUGUGAGCAAGAGACUGGUCCAGCAGCGUGUCCGCGCUAGGCAGACCGGAUGGGACCUUUGUCGCAGUUUUUCGAGCUCCCCGUCCUUGUCCGCGGGACACAACCGGUGGUCGCAAAUCAAGCACGACAAGGCGAAAAAUGACAAGCUGAAGAGCAAGGAGCGACAAACGGUCGCAAAGGAAAUCAGUUCCGCUAUCCAGAUGUGGGGACCAGAUACGAAGUUCAACCCUCGUCUUACCCUCGCCCUCUCGAACGCGAAAAAGGCUGGAAUUCCAAAAACAAUAAUCGAAGCAGCGAUCGCUCGGGGUCAAGGAGUGAGCGUAACAGGUGAAGCGUUGGAGCAGGUUACCAUUGAGGCUAUUCUACCUCAUUCCGUCGCGGCUGUCGUCGAGUGUCAAACAGAGAACAAGCUGCGUAUAUUACAGGAUGUACGUCACGCUAUCAAGGAAGCCGGUGGCUCUGCUACUCCAACUGCAUAUCUAUUUGAGAAGAAAGGACGGAUAGUGUUUGAGAAGAAGGAUGGGUUCAGUGCGGACGACUGCCUCGACCAAGCCAUUGAGGCGGGCGCUACAGAUAUCAUAUCUGAUGGGAAAGGACGCAUUGUGGUAUUCACCGAACAAUCUGAGACAAAAAACGUUGGCGAAACUCUCUCUAAGUUGGCUGGCCUAACAAUUGAAGAGCUUGAAAUCAUCUGGUCUCCGAACCAGGAUACAUUGGUGGACUUGAAAGACGAGGCGCAAGUGCAAGAGAUUGAGGAGAUAUUGGCUUAUCUCCGUGAAGAAGCCAGCGUCCGUGACAUAUACCUGAACACGACUCAAGCCUUCUGA
This is a messenger RNA of Aspergillus puulaauensis, 837 nucleotides long. RefSeq names its product post-initiation translation factor DPC29. The record is from RefSeq and is a predicted model, not a curated record. Gene Ontology annotation, cellular component: mitochondrion. The coding region runs from base 1 to 837 and encodes 278 amino acids. NCBI's taxonomy places the organism in Eukaryota, Fungi, Ascomycota, Eurotiomycetes, Eurotiales, Aspergillaceae. The transcript is spliced from 2 exons.